Drosophila gunungcola (fruit fly) is the source of this 676-nucleotide messenger RNA. RefSeq lists its product as uncharacterized. Lineage: Eukaryota; Metazoa; Arthropoda; Insecta; Diptera; Drosophilidae. The record is from RefSeq and is a predicted model, not a curated record. The coding region runs from base 119 to 409 and encodes 96 amino acids. The transcript has a single exon.
CGGUUUCUUUUUGUUAGGAAGCAGUGACACAGUCCUCAAAAUUCACUUAAAAUUUUUGAAACAUUUAAAAUUAGUUUUAGACUGGUCAUUUUUGGCAGUCCUUGAAAUCUGUUGUGUAAUGUCGCGUUACCUGCACGCCGAUCACAUUUUGGAGGCCUUCAAUGUAUUCCACAGACCAUUGGUUCUGGAUGAGGUGGCCGGAUUUGUGGCCGAAAUGGAGGCCAAGUCCGUUGAUGAGGUGCGAUUGGCGGUGGACAAUACGUUGACUGCCGGCUGGAUGCACGGUUUUUUGGACUUGGAGGAUGGCAUGUUCACACUAGUUUGUGACUAUUGGGGUGACGGACAAUCAAUUCAGGGCAGGAAAAGCCGACGACACGUGGCGAAACCGAAGCUAAGGAGGUCCUGGUAGGCCUUACGACAGUCCUUUCGACACCCGAAACGCUUGAGGUUGUGCAUUUUGCCGAUCAGAUCAUGUCCUGAGGCUUUCAAAGUCCUGAAGCGUCAACUUUCGCUAACCGAAAUCGCGGACUUUGUGAGCAGCUCCUCAAACGGGGACUCUUCCGAGGUUGGCAAGUCAUUGAAGAAAACCCUCGCUUUGGCCCUCAAACAUCGAUUCAUUCGGCAGGGCAUCUAAAUAAAUAGGGUGUAAUGUUGCGACAUAAGAUUUACUUAGAGA